Molecule: messenger RNA, 2292 nt
Organism: Closterium sp. NIES-65
Lineage: Eukaryota; Viridiplantae; Streptophyta; Zygnematophyceae; Desmidiales; Closteriaceae
Source: the annotation of a GenBank genome assembly
AUGGCGCGGCUGCCAAACCUGGUGCUGCCGUGGGUGCCGAGUCCGAACGAGCGAGGGUCGUCGAGCGACCUGCCCACUCCCGAGAUUCGAGACGACGUGCUGCGAGCCAGGGUGAAGGAAGGUGCGCGUGGGAAUGGGCGUGUAGGAAAUGCGUAUCCGAUCCACGCCAACACUGGAUUGCAAAUCACAUCGUUGCGUUCCACCAACCUGCUUCGUCCUGCUGCUAAGAUCGCCCCGGAUCGCUCGUUCUUGACUCAUUGCUGCCAACGCGGCUGCCUCCACGCGCGUGGAAGCGGCGCGUGGCCGCUGCCUUGCCGCCACGGCCCACCUCCUCUCCGUCAACCGACCUCUCUCUUCUCCCGCUCCCCUACCUUCUUCCCCACCGCUGCGCUCCCCUCUCCCUACUUUCCCCCACCCCCGUUGCGUUCCCCCCUCCCUGCUUCUCUCCCCCGCGCUGCGCUCCACCCUGCCUGUCUUGCCCCUCGCGGCGUGCGCGAGCAGCGCAGCAGACGGCGGCGAGUGCGCGCGUGGGGUGGGCGGGCGGAAGCGGUGUGCUACGGGGUGCUCUUCCUCGCCACGCUGCUGCAGUACCUCUACACCUCCGGCUCCUCGCCUGGGUACGUGCAGGAUGUGGCUGACAGCAUGCAGGCAGCCGUGGCAGCAGCCAAUGCACGCCAUGUCGCCACACACGCCGUGCCACCGCCUUCACCAGCGUCCCCCGCUCCUACUGUGUCUCUUCCGCAAGCAGAGGCAGUGCCUGCACCGCCACAGGCAGGACGAGCAGCUUCACCCGCCAACUCGAUUUCAGCUGCAGUUGCAGUGGCAGCACAAGUGGCAGCAGCAAUGGCAGCAGCAACACCACAGGGGGCAGGGGAGGUUGAAGUGAAGGGCGACACAGAGGAUGGGGUUAGUGAAGCAGAGGAGGAGUGCGAUGGGGCAGUGGAUGGGGUGGGCGUGAAAGGGGGUGAGAGUGCAUUGCUGGAUGGGGUGAAGGAUGAGACGAGCAGGGAUGACGCUUCCCUUGCUGCAGCCCCCUCCUCCCAUGCAUCCCAUCCGUCCCAACCAUCGCACUCGUCCCAUUCAUCUCUCACCUCCUCCAGAUGGUCCACUCCACCCGACUCCUCCCUCCCACAUGCCGCCCCACCCUCUCCCUCGCCCUCGCCCUCACCCUCUGCGUCCGACGCGCUCCGCCUGUCACACGCCCGCAGGGCAGCAGCAGGCGAGUCUGCUGUCCUCCCCGGCCUCCUCACUCCUCUCCUCGCCUCACCCCACCCCUCUGCACCACGGGCUGUGCGCCAGUCCUCCCCAUCCUGCGUGGUGGUGCCCCUGCCCCCUCCCAGGGGGAAAGGGGGUGGCGAGGGGGGCAGGGGGGAGUCUGGUCUGCACUCUCAACCCCUUCCGCUUGCUCCCAGUGCUGAGCGCGCCCAUGGCCCCUGGGCCCUGCUCGCCCCCUGCCUGCCCGGCUGCCGGUGGUGCGGGCACGUGGGGUGCAGGUGGUGCGGGGACAGGGGGUGCCGCUGGUGUGGUGAUGGGGCGGAUGCACCGUGCGAUGACGUAGAGAGAGGGGCGGAGGCUGCAGAGGGAGAGUGGGAGGGACGUAGCUGCUGUGGGGCACGGGCGUGGGGUGCUGCGAGGGUGGGAAAUAAGGGUGAUGGGGGAGAAGAGGGGGAGGGAGGGGGUGUUGAAGGGAGGGAAGGAGGGGCAAGAUUGUUGCUGCUGCCCCUGCCAGCACAGCCAUCUCGACUCACAGCAGCGCAGUCAAAUUUCCUCGUCUCCCAAUUCAGGUCUCCCCACCACUCCCUCCCUCUCGCGCACACCACGUCAUCUCUCUCUUGCCUCCUGCGCUGCAUCUCUUGCAACCCCCCAUCUCUCUGCAAUAGCUUCCGACACUCUCUCCUGCCCAUGGUAGUGCCUACCUCAAGUUCCUCCCUCCACUCCCCCCCCCACCUUCUCAAUCCCAGCAGUGCGCGGCGGUGGUGCCCGUACUGCCGAGUGCAGCAACCAGUGCGCGCCAAGCACUGCUACGACUGCGGCCGCUGUGUGCUGCGCUUCGAUCACCACUGCUUCUGGGUCUCCACAUGCAUCGGCCUGCGCAACCAUGCGCGCUUCUGGGUGUACCUGGUGUUGGAGUGCUGCCUCACGUGCUGGUCGCUGCUCAUCUGCCUCUCCGCCUUCACCGCCCCCAUCUCACCCAACCACUGGCUGGAGCACCAGCUGUCAGCGCUGGCGUUCACGGCGCUGCUGCUGCCGCUCGCCGUGUUCCUCGCCAUCCUCGUGUGCUUCCACACGUGA